AUGGCGACCCCAUCGUCCAAGCCAAACCCAGGAGCGACUCCGACGCAUCUGACCUCGUCGCCUCGUCCGUCUGGUGCUCAUAUGGCCCGCCCGAUUUCUCACAAAUCGCCGUCAACGAGGACGCCUUCAGCUUCCGGUCAUGGACACAACCAACCCCCCACUUCGAUGCACCAAUAUUCUACCCCUCUCGCUGUGACUACCGGAGCGGAGGACCCCGUUACGUUCAGUUCCCCGUCCGCUCUCCUCGCGCUUGGUGGCUACAGCGGAAUCAGUCCGUCCCCCGCCGGGCACGAUGGGCUUGUCGGCGCAGGCAUGAACGAGAAUGAUAUCCAGGCAUUGGGCAUGCCGGGUCUGAAGCUCGGGGGUGCUCGCGACAGCGAGGAGGAGCGCAGAAGACAUAUCGACGAUGUGGUCCAGCUUCUACGAGCCCGAGUCUCGGGGCGGGGCGUGUGCAGAGAGGGUAUUGAGCGGCUGAGUGAUCUCGAAGGGUUCGAGUCGAUCUGGCAGGAGGACAGUCUCAGCAUUGCGGGGAACUUUGUCGACCUGGAGAUCGACUUCCAUCGGGGGUAUAAUGUGGUGAAGGACGUUAGCUUAAAGUAUGCGACGCCCGAUGCGCAGGAUGGGGAACAGCGCGACGAGGCUACGGCGGUGCUUAAGCGCGACCUGAUCCAGUCGCCGGAGGAAGGAGACCGGGGUGCUUGGAAGUCGUUGCGGGGGUUCCAUGAGAAUCUAGAGUGGCUUGCCAAACAUGAUCGGCUUAGUCAGGAGGUCAAUUGUUUCGAGGCCAUCGAAGGUCUUUACGAGAGCUUGAAGCGCGUGUGGGAGGCGGAGUGGAACCAUCGCAAGUUCGCGGGGGUGUACGACCAUCUUUGCAGUGGCUGGGUUGGCCAGCCGUGUAUGCACAAGGGGAGUCGCAUUGGUCUCAGCUUGGAUUACUGGGUGCAGCAAGCACGGGUUCUGGAUGCGAAGGAGAAGCAGAAGACGUCGUCUGAUGCGAUGGUGGUUGAUGCACCGAAUGGACAACCGUCGGAUGAUGAUUCGAGCAGCUUGGAAGGGAAAUGGAGCAUUGUGGUGGAGUGCGAAGAGGGUUACCCAUCCCUCCGUGUGUCGAAGGACUGGGUUGGAUCCGAAGUGUUAACUGGGGUCAAUAACAAUGACAAUGGGCCGUCGUCGAGUGAGGCGCAUGGGUCUGAAGCUGCAGUUGUCAACUGGGUUGAUCCUCCGGCGACGUUGACCAACAACCAAGGUCACCCGGACGCCAUGGCACUUGACUCGAAUAUGCUGGGUUCUUCUGCUCCUAAUCGUCGCUUCGUUGCUAAGUUGGAGCCGGCCUUGGAUCUACCUAUUUUGGCAGCAUCUGAUAUCUACCGGCACCUUGGAAUGCAACUGCCGCAGGAGUUCAAAAUGGUUACCUACGAUGGACUCCUGGCCCCAGGCUGGUCGCCUUUGUCGGCAGCAGGGGCUAUGGGACUGGGGCCAGAGGAGGCCUCUCAGCUUGAGCGGAGGAGACGCAGAAUGUCGGUGCAAUCGGUUGACAGUACGGGCAAACCGUGUACGAAGCAUCACAGCUACACGUUCCAGCCGUUUGAGUCUGUAGCUGGCCGAACAAUGAGAGAUAUCCCAUUCGCACAUCCCCGGCAACUCGCAGAUAUCCUUCCGAUCCUUCGCCAGUAUGCCUUUCUGGCCAACCUGAUCCGCAGCAUUUUCAGCUCUUCAUACAAGCCCGAUGAGGACAAAUCCGCCACGCCGGCUGAUUCUUCAAAUAUCUCAUUUAGCCCACCCAAAUUUACUGAUGGGAAGACGAAGAAAGAUGUCAUCAUUCUGAGCAAUGCCGACCCGAAUGAGAAGAGACUCGAUGCAUUGUUGGGAGGCUUCGAGAAAUCAGCAACUUCGCCGGGUGCUAAGGGUAAAGGCCCUGUGGGGGUAGGAAACGAGAAUUCGGGCCCCAAUUCUACUGUUGACAACGAUGUCAAGGUAGACGUAACGUUGCGGACGCAACUGGGACAAGCACCAGUGAUCAUGCUACUUUUCGCAGUGGAUCAACCAGACGAAGCGUCGGAAUCCGCCAACGCGGAGGCGGCACUGACGAAGGUGUCCAUUAGUCUGGAAGUUGGACUAAACGGUCGGGUCUCCGUUGUGGACAUGACCGGUCUGCUAGAUGACAACAACACUACCACCACGGACAGCAUGGAAGACACCCCAGAGAAGAAGGCUCUCGAGUUGCAAAGCAAAAUAGCAAAUGUGCUGGAAUUGUCACAGGAUAUUGGGAUCUUGGUGGAAUGGAUUUUACGAUGGGCGCGGCAGCGGAAGGGCCGCUGA
Molecule: messenger RNA, 2319 nt
Organism: Aspergillus welwitschiae
Lineage: Eukaryota; Fungi; Ascomycota; Eurotiomycetes; Eurotiales; Aspergillaceae
Product: RNA polymerase II mediator complex middle subunit MED1
Exons: 2
Coding region: 1-2319 (772 amino acids)
Biological process (GO): regulation of transcription by RNA polymerase II
Cellular component (GO): mediator complex
Molecular function (GO): transcription coregulator activity
Source: RefSeq, a predicted model, not a curated record